CUUUGACGUAACGGCACAAUAAAGUAGUCGCUAUAUAUCUGCUCGCUCACAGAAAUUUUAGAAAACCGUCUUGUCGUGGCAGGGGACGUUUAUACAUGGUUAUCCAUCACUUGGAAUACGGACAUUUAUAGGUCCCUCACCACAACACAUUUUCAGAAAUGACCUGUGUUCAAAGUCAACAUGGAGUCCAGACCUAUGAGAGCUCCCUCUUCAGCUCAGAGUUUUUGAAUCCUGACUUCACCUCCAGGUUGGCCAUGGAUGUGACUGACCAGCGGGACCAGCUCUCCGCACCCUCCCUACCCAGCAUCACCUCUCUGGUCGGAGGCUACGUUGGGGAGUUUGAUACCUACUCAUGCCAGAUCGCCACAGGUGCUGCUUCUUCCUGUCCGGGCGGCACCUCCAGGCAGGACUUGUUCAAGCUGGACGACCUCCAGGUGUACGGCUGUUACCCAGGCACGUUCGCUUUUAGCUACCUAGACGAGACGUUGUCCUCUCCAGGUGGGUCAAACUGCUUUGGAAGUCCAGCAUCUGUGCCCUCACCCUCUACCCCGGGAUUCCAGCCCAUGUCUGCCUGGGACAACACCUUUGGUCCCUGCUCCCCCGAUGAGGGCUGCUGGGGUUCAGAGAAGCCUCUGAACCAGGCCGCCACUUUCUUCACGUUUGGACACGACGAGCUUUCUCCUUUGGGACAGCUGCAGCCACAACUCCCAGAUCAGGAUCCCUUCUCCCAGUCCCAGCAACACGGUUCUCCACUUCCCUUCAGCCUGGAGCAGGGCAGUCGGGAUGGCUCAGGACUGAUGGACAGACACCUGUCUCCUAAAGUAAGGAGCCCCACAGGAAACGAAGGGCGCUGUGCAGUGUGUGGAGACAACGCUUCCUGUCAGCAUUAUGGGGUGCGCACUUGUGAAGGAUGUAAAGGCUUUUUCAAGCGCACAGUACAGAAAAACGCCAAGUAUGUUUGCCUCGCCAACAAAGAUUGCCCAGUGGACAAAAGGCGGCGAAACAGGUGCCAGUUCUGCCGCUUCCAAAAGUGCCUAGCUGUGGGGAUGGUGAAAGAAGUUGUGAGAACAGACAGCCUGAAAGGUAGAAGAGGUCGUCUGCCAUCCAAGCCAAAAGUUGCUCAGGACUCACUGUCGGUGUCUUCGCCUGUAAACAUCAUCGCCUCUCUCGUCACUGCCCAUAUUGACUCAAACCCUGCCAGUGGAAAUCUGGACUAUUCAAAGUAUCAGGAAUCGGUAUCCGGAUUGUCUGAGAAGGAGGAUGCCAACGACAUACAGCAGUUUUAUGACCUGCUAACAGGGUCAAUGGAUGUGAUCAGGAAGUGGGCUGGAAACAUCCCUGGAUUCAGUGCCUUCUGUAAGGAGGACCAAGACCUUCUUCUGGAGUCAGCAUUUGUUGAGCUCUUCAUACUUCGGCUAGCUUACAGGUCAAACCCUGAGACAGACAAACUUAUUUUCUGCAACGGUGUGGUUCUGCACCGGACGCAGUGCGUACGAAGUUUUGGCGACUGGAUUGACUCCAUUAUGGAGUUUUCUCAGAGUUUACACCGCUUGAAAUUGGAUGUAUCGUCUUUCUCCUGUCUUGCCACACUGGUCAUAAUCACAGAUCGACACGGUUUGAAAGAACCCAAACGGAUCGAAGACCUCCAAAACCACCUGAUCACGUGUCUCAGAGAUCACGUCUCCACAAGUACCCCUGAGGCCACCCGGCCCAACUACCUGUCCCGACUCCUGGGCAAACUUCCAGAGCUGAGAACACUGUGCACCCAGGGCCUCCAGCGAAUCUUCUAUCUUAAACUGGAAGACUUGGUCCCACCUCCACCCAUUGUGGAUAAAAUCUUCAUGGACACGUUGCCAUUCUGAAGAGGCUUUAUAAAUGGACAACUGGAGUGACUUAAACAGAUAAAAGAGAUGGAGCUCUUAAGGGUUUGACUAGUCAAAGGACUUUAUUGCUUACUGUUCUCUGCUUUCUUGGAAUGGAAUCAGAGAACGAUUACAUUCUACUUACGCCUGCGUUUGGAGAUCACAUAGUCUUCAACAUUGAACUCUCUAAGAGACAUAUAACGAGAAUUAUUCAUUUGGUUGAACUUGUUGGUAACUCUAAACAGACAUGGAGUUUCAAAUCUUAGUAUACUUUAGCUGAAAUGGUGGCUUCAGUCAGUAGCAUGUCAGGUCAGUGUUGCAAAACAAGAAGCUCAAAUGCUCUACAUGUGACUUCUAGAUGAAAGAAGUCCCAUCAGUAUUACAGCUAUGUUCAGAUGGCAUAUUCCACAUAGACAGCAUCCAAGAAUCCAGUAAAACAUCUCCAACUUCAUGUUAGAAAUGCCAUGGACCAAAACAGGGAGUACAAACAGCAUUUACUUGGAUGCUUAAAUUAUCAUACAAAGCCUUAAAUACGCUGAAGUCUCCCUUAAACAUGCUCCAAAACAUGCUUACACUGAAAACAGAGAUUUACUGUGUUUGAGUACAGGACUGAUUUGAGUGCAUUGGAGGACUGUGGUACACUUGUCUAAUGUUUCAGAUCCAGUGACACUAGAAACUUUAGUGUAUUUUAAGAGUCAGUAGUUUAUAUAAAAGAUUAAAAAGUCACGGGAGAUCCAGUGCAGCUACUGUACAUGUACCAUGUACAGCCUCUUACAUGCAAAUACUUUAAGUAUUAUUACAGACGCCUGACUUAGUUUAGUGUACCAGUCAAACCUUAGAGUAAUUAUAUUUGUAUGUAUGUAUUUUAAAGAUGUAUAGGUAUGACUAGAGCUUCUGCAGACUGUAACUUUUCUCAUAAUGACAAAAUCAAGAUCGGGCAUUCUGAAAUUUUUAUUUUUUACAUAAAAUGAGAGGGUAUUGCUUAUCUUUCAUUGAUUUUGUGCAGCUCUCUAAAUAAAUUUGGAACAGAAAUCAUCUUGGGUGCUAUGAAACAUUUCUUUACAUCAUUUAGUUUAUCGAUAAAGAGGCUAUAGCAAGAUCUGCAUGGCUUUUCUUUCAUUUAAAAAAAAAAAACGCGGUUAAAGGGUGGUUUCUGUCAUCAUUUGCUCACCAUUCCAAACCUGUGUUUUUCUUUCUUCUUUGAAACAUAAAAAAGUGUUAAGCACUUCUAGCUUGUAUCCUGUGGGCCUCAUUUAUAAAAUGUUGCAUAACAUUCUACAUGCGUACAUGUGAUUCUGAGAAAUGAAAAUUUGCACAAAAAAUGUGCAUAUGACUCUCAUCCAGAUGAGUCAUCUAUAAAUCACAAAUGAUCUUGAAAUUGUGUGCAGCUGAAUGGUGUCAGAUCUCUGCCCUGUAAAUGCCCCCUAAUUAAUGUCAUCUGCAUAGAAACAAGCACCAGUCAAUGUCCAAAUCCUUUACUUGAGAACGCCAAGCGGCAUGAAUUGCUUUAGAUUUCCAAAUACCUGCAGUACUCAACUCUGCCACAAGGAAAUCAUGUACGCCCACUUAGAAUCUGAUCUGGCGCGAAGCAA
Molecule: messenger RNA, 3454 nt
Organism: Sinocyclocheilus rhinocerous
Lineage: Eukaryota; Metazoa; Chordata; Actinopteri; Cypriniformes; Cyprinidae
Product: nuclear receptor subfamily 4 group A member 1-like
Exons: 7
Coding region: 159-1862 (567 amino acids)
Biological process (GO): regulation of transcription by RNA polymerase II; cellular response to corticotropin-releasing hormone stimulus
Cellular component (GO): transcription regulator complex; nucleus
Molecular function (GO): RNA polymerase II cis-regulatory region sequence-specific DNA binding; nuclear glucocorticoid receptor binding; zinc ion binding
Source: RefSeq, a predicted model, not a curated record